AUGGGGUUAAUUUUACCCUUGAUGGUGUACCAUGCUUCUACUAGCUAUUGGUUUGUCAGGUUCAGUGAAGGGUCUUUAGGGUUUUUAGAGAGGGUUUAUGGUUUGAUUUCGAGAUCGAAGAUGAAGGCUUUAGGGUUUUCAAAAGCGAUCAAUGGGGUAACGGAUGAUUUAAGGUUUGAUGAAGAAACGAAGAUGAAUGAUCAAAUUAAAAAUCCAAGAGGCGAUAAAUGGGAUGCUGAUGAAGAUAUCACUUUAAUGUCAGCAUAUUGCAUCGUUAGUGAAUAUAAGCGUCAUGGAAAAAACCAAAAGAAAACAUCAAUAUGGGCACAAGUUGGUGUUAAUCGAGAAGCAUAUAGAAAAAGAAGAAUUGGAAUGAGUAUGAAAGAUGUUGAGAAUGAAGCUCAUAAGUUAUAUGAGACAAGUGGAAGCAAGUUCAAUGACACGAUUCUUUUUAAUGAGGUUAUGUGUAAGCAUCGAAAAUGGGAUCUACAACUAGAUCAUGAUGCAACACGAUCACAUCCUAAAUAUGAAGUGGAUGAUGAAGAAAGUGGUGGUAGCACAAAAAGAUCAAGGUCUACUAAAGAAGGAGACUAUUGUGUCCAAUCCAACACAGAAGGGGCAAGUAUUGGUGGUUCAACAAUUAAACGUCCAACAGGUAGAGAUGCAGCUAAAAGAAAAGAAAAAGGUAAGUCUUUAAUUGAAGUUGUUGCAGAAAUUUGUGUGAUGAGGCUUAGUAGAGAUAGUGAAGUAGAAGUAAUGAAAAAAAAAAGACUCGGCUUGGAUCAACAAAGGGAGCAAAAAACGGAUGAAAGGGAGCUAAUAAAGAUGCAGAGUUUGCAUUUGAACACACUCCUACAAAAGGAGCAAUUGUCGCCUGAAGAAGAAAACAUGAAACGUUUUCUAAUGUGUAUGUUUUAUGGAAACUAA
Molecule: messenger RNA, 927 nt
Organism: Lactuca sativa (garden lettuce)
Lineage: Eukaryota; Viridiplantae; Streptophyta; Magnoliopsida; Asterales; Asteraceae
Source: RefSeq, a predicted model, not a curated record